Molecule: messenger RNA, 1359 nt
Organism: Mycena indigotica
Lineage: Eukaryota; Fungi; Basidiomycota; Agaricomycetes; Agaricales; Mycenaceae
Product: Sacchrp-dh-NADP domain-containing protein
Exons: 8
Coding region: 1-1359 (452 amino acids)
Biological process (GO): glycolipid biosynthetic process
Cellular component (GO): mitochondrion; lipid droplet; plasma membrane
Source: RefSeq, a predicted model, not a curated record
AUGUGGGCUGUUGAGCCACAUCCAAAUAUCCUAUUUCCAGCCUCAACCGGCUUACCACGUGGUCAAGAUGACGCGUUAUAUAGCUCCCUGGCUUAUCCCUCCUCUUCCAUGUCGUCCAAGCCAGUCGUCCUCCUUCUGGGAGCAACAGGUUUCACAGGAAAGCUGGUCACGCGCCAACUCGCUUUCCAUCGCGACCGCGACGCGUUUGCCCUUGUCCUCGGUGGCCGUUCUGAGGCCCGCCUCAAUUCACUGGUAAAAGAGCUCGGAUUGGACAGCAGUAUCCGUCUCCAGGUCGUCGACGUCAAAAACCGCGAGCAACUGGGGAAAGUAAUCCCAGCAGCGACUGUUGUGCUGAACACAGUUGGGCCAUUCUGGCUGUAUGGCAGUCCGGUGGUUGAAACAUGCCUCCGAAAUUGUGUCCAUUAUGUCGACCUCACCGGCGAAACCCAAUGGAUCAAAGAGAUAAUCAAGACCUCACAUUACCCCGCUACAAAGAACGGCACCAUUAUCGUCCCUUCUUGUGGCUUCGACUCCGUUCCAGCCGACCUGCUCCCCUUCAUUGCCGCCAGAAAGCUGCAAGAGUUCACCGGCCACCAUGUCGACAUCGACAACUCGAUAUCUGCUUAUAGCAUACGCGGCAGCAUGUCUGGCGGCACUCUCGCCACGCUUUUCACAGUUCCCCAAAUCCACCCUACGGAACUCCAGGCUGCGAGUGCCCCAUUUGCACUGAGUCCCAUGGUCGGCGUAGCACAGGCUCCAUCCCGCCUCGUCUACCGCGUUCGCAUGCCCGACACAAAACAGAUGCUUAGCGGCGCCUUCUUCUUCAUGAGCCCCGCCAACCGCCCGCUGCAGCAACGGUCAUGGGGUCUAUUGGAGGCAGAGGCAGCACGCGACGAGACAGACAUCCACUUUGGCCCGCAAUUCAAGUACGACGAGUUCUUCGUUACCGGAAGCCGGCUCCUCGGGCUCUUCGUGACUUUGACUCAGGCUCUGGUGUUUAGUCUCUUCCUCAUACCGCCGACACGGUGGCUGCUGAAACAAAUACUGCCCCAGCCUGGCGAUGGCCCAUCAGAAAGAACACUGAAGAGCGGGCGCAUGAAAGUGACGAACGUCUCCACCGCUGCAUCUGGCCUCGCAGUUAAGACGGUGAUGCAGAGCAAAGGCGAUCCGGGGUACUGGACGACCUCUUUCAUCGUUGCGGAAGCUGCAUUGUCGAUUGCCUUGCAUUAUGACGAACUGCCGGCUCUGGCUCGCCGCGGGGGGGUGCUUACCCCUGCAACUGCAUUCGGCGAUGUCCUGGCGAAGCGACUCCAUGACGCGGGCGUCUUGAUAGAGAGCCAAGUUUUCAAGCAGGACUAA